Hibiscus syriacus is the source of this 1462-nucleotide messenger RNA. RefSeq names its product probable protein phosphatase 2C 73. NCBI's taxonomy places the organism in Eukaryota, Viridiplantae, Streptophyta, Magnoliopsida, Malvales, Malvaceae. Gene Ontology annotation, molecular function: protein serine/threonine phosphatase activity. The coding region runs from base 312 to 1370 and encodes 352 amino acids. The record is from RefSeq and is a predicted model, not a curated record. Gene Ontology annotation, biological process: protein dephosphorylation. The transcript has 6 exons.
GCAUGUAAAUACAUGUCUCUGCGCCUUUUGUUCCUUUGUUCUCCUCUUCACGGAUAAGAAUUAAAGCUUUUAAAAAAACCACAACCUAACAAACAACAACGAAGGAAAAUAUUCUUUCUUUUCACUAUGGGUAUUUUUUCUGAUCCAUCUCCAUAUUUUAUGUGUCGGUUUCUCAUAUUUUCUUGUAAAGAUCGACUCAUUGCAUUCUGGUUACUCACAUCAGCUUCUCAGCAAACCAUUUGCUCUUGAGGUCUAAUCACAUCACCUUUUUUCUGUCUUCUUUGGUAGCGUGAAUUGAAUUCUAGAAGGCAAUGAGGCAGUUUUCAUCCAUGUUGAAUGGAUUAGCAAGGUCACUGAGAGGGAACAAUUCGGGGAACGAUGACGGACGAGAGACUGCCGAGGUAAAGACGAAGGAUGCCAAGAGAAAUGAACUCAUUCUGAGAUCUUCCGGCUCCGUAAACGUCGAUGGUUCGAACAAUUUCGCUUCGGUGUUCUCGAAGAGAGGUCGAAAAGGAGUGAACCAGGAUUGUGCCAUUGUAUGGGAGGAAUUUGGAUGUCAAACAGACAUGUUGUUUUGUGGGAUAUUUGAUGGGCAUGGUCCAUGGGGUCAUUUUGUAGCUAAGGAAGUCCGAGAAUCAAUGCCUUCGUCCUUGCUCUGCAAUUGGCAAGAGACUCUAGCUCAGGCAUCGAUCGACCCAGAUACCGAUUUAGAAUCCAAUAAAAACCAUGAAAGGUUUCAUAUAUGGAAGCAUUCUUAUCUAAAGACUUGCGCUGCAGUCGAUCGCAUGCUCGAGCGGCAUAAGAAGAUCAAUUCAUUUUACAGUGGAACAACUGCCUUAACAAUUGUCAGACAGGGAGAUCUUAUAUAUGUAGCCAACAUUGGUGAUUCUCGGGCUGUUUUGGCUACAACAUCGGAUGAAGGAAACUUGGUUCCCGUUCAGCUUACAGUAGAUUUCAAGCCGAAUCUACCUCAGGAGGCCGAGCGGAUAAUUCAGUGCAAAGGUCGGGUUUUCUGCCUGCAUGAUGAGCCAGGGGUGCACAGAGUUUGGCUACCUGAUGAGGAGUCACCGGGGCUGGCAAUGUCAAGAGCUUUUGGGGACUACUGCAUUAAAGAUUACGGACUUAUUUCAGUUCCGGAAGUCACACAAAGACAUAUAACCGGCAGAGACGAAUUUGUAGUGCUCGCUACUGAUGGGGUAUGGGAUGUUGUAACCAAUCAGGAAGCAAUACAAAUAGUAUCUUCAACCCCAGACAAGGCGAAGGCAGCUAAGAAGCUGGUCGAGUCCGCUGUCCGGGCUUGGAAAAAGAAGAGGAAGGGCAUUGCAAUGGAUGAUAUUUCAGCCAUCUGCCUCUUCUUCCACACUUGUUGAUUUUGUUACAACUUCAACGUAGAUGUAAAUGAGCAAAGGUUAUUGCUCCUAUGUAUCUGUAUUUGUUAGUUGAACGUAGUUCAUUCCAUUCC